Molecule: messenger RNA, 2844 nt
Organism: Naegleria fowleri
Lineage: Eukaryota; Heterolobosea; Eutetramitea; Acrasida; Naegleriidae
Exons: 2
Coding region: 1-2844 (947 amino acids)
Source: RefSeq, a predicted model, not a curated record
AUGUCACUUGUCAAUUCUCAUGCUCUAACUUAUCCACUACUCUCUGAUAACCUUUCAUCAUUACCAUCACAUCCCUCCCGAUCCCUGAGCACAUCUCAUCUUUUAAAUUUACCUGUUCGAGUACUUUCUCUCCAAGAAUUACAACCUUCACAUGUCAUUGUGGGGGCUUUUAAUUAUUAUUCAUUGUUUGUGUGGAAAAAAUUAAAAAUUGAAACAUUUCCUCAAUUAAUGGAACAAGUCACAACCAAUUCAAAUUGGACCAAUCUAUAUUUCACCACUAAUUAUGGAGGCAUCAACAACAAUUCAACAAGUACUAACUCGUCGUUGAGUUCUUUCAAUAAUUAUUACUUUCCACAUGUCAAUACUCCUCGGCCUUUCCAGAUCAUUUGUCCUAAAAAUUAUCCGUGUCAAAAUUUAUGGCAAUUGAUGACAUUUUCCAAUACAGACUCUACCAACAAUUUUAAAGUGGUCGAUAAUAUGAAUUCCAAAUUUUCUUUCGAUUAUCGAUGCAAUUUAUUUUCAGAUUGUCGAUACGGAUCUCUUUUAGAAUAUGGAGAUGCAUUCUUAAUGACACCUUUUGAUUUCUCCAUGAUUGUAAGAGUGAAUUUACAAGUGACACAAAAAGGACUCUUUUCACAACGAAUGAGACCAUUGCAAGUGCCAUUUGAAUUGUACAAUCCAUUGCAAAUGACAAAUUCAACCAUUUCUUCAACCUAUAAUCCAAGUGAUUUUGUGGCCAUUCCAGUGAUUCCAUCGCGAUUUAUUGUACUGGAUGAAAUGAACAGUGAAAUGACAAGUGACAGCAGUCGUACCAAACCAUGUGAAUCAACUUACAGCACCGAAAACCCAUUCAUCACUUCUUCAUGUACCUAUUUACAAUUAGCUUUGAAACACACAAGUGUGAGAUUCAUGACUUCAUGUUCUGAAAGUGCUUUACAUGACGUUUGGGAUGGACUUCACGGAUUGUUAAAUUUUUCACAACACGAUAUUGAGCUCGUUCAGAAAUUGUUAAAUUUCCAACUUCAAGUGAAUUAUUCACUAAUGAAUGCAUUACCACAUGAAUUGAGUAGAAUCGACUCGAAUCGAGUGCGUGCUCUUUGGACUCUUUCAAAUGUUGCUGUUUCGAAUUAUUUGUGGAAUUCCACUUGUCAUUAUUGUUCUUCGAGAUUGUGCGUGUCAGAAAAUAUUGAACGGACGGAUUACUUUAUCAUUGUAUAUGCAAUCUUUAUGGGUGUAUAUUAUUUGCUAUUUUUUGGAUUUCGAAUGUAUCGGUUACCCUCCAUGAAGAGAAGAUUAUUGCUACCAUUUGUCACUCCUUUUGCAUUGUUGCUUUUUGAAACAUCAUGGUCAUCAGUGGCGAGAAAUGCAUGUGCCUCUGUCAUGCUUCCUUUCUCUAUUUUAAUUGUUGGUUUUAUUUUCACACUUUAUUUUGUAAUUGUGCUGAGAAAUUUGUACUUGAGAGUGUUGUACAAAUUUUUGAGACAACAGAAUUCCAAAAACAUUUCUCAAAAAGAAAAGCCUUACAAAUUCUACAAAAUUCUGGCAUCGGAACGAAUGGGUUGGUUUUUGUGUACAGCCAUUCCUUCAAUUUUCAUGAUUGUCUUUUCCAUCCCAUCGAGUGUUGUGAGUUCGGUUUUAUUUUCAGAAUUGAUACUUUCGAAUCGAACCAUUUUUGCAUCGAUUGCAUUGUGUGGAUGUGUAUUGGCAUUGAUCUAUUUGGUGAUUGAUUUUUUGACUUGUAAGAAAGUGUUCAGAAAGGGAAUUCGAUGGUUUUUCUUCUUCGAUGAUCCUCUCUUCAUUCGCAUCGAUCUUCUCUCUCUUCAGCUUCUCAUGAUCCUCCUCAUUAUCUAUCUCAUCUUGCUACCUCUCAACACACCCUUCUAUCCAGUCGAUCUUGCUUUUGCAACGACUGCCUUUUUAAGAAUGUUCAUUUGUAUUUUUUUAAUGAUGAGCUCAGGAGGAUUGACCAUGACGAUUGAACUUUUUAAUUUAAUUUUGGCUAAAAAAACAGAUACGUUUAUUAUUGAUUCAGUUCAAUCAUUGGAACAUUUACUUUUUAAAUAUUCAUGUUUUGAGGAAUUAUUUAAGGAUUAUUGCACAAGAGAGUUGAAUUUGGAACAUUUAUUAUUUUUUGAGGAAUUGAGUGAAAUUAAGAAUUCAUCCAAGAUUUCUCAGACAACUUUUGAACGUCUUGAAAAAGUAUUUAUUGACAAGUAUUCAAUUUUUGAAGUGUCACUUCCAAAAAAGACCAUUUCACAAUUUUACAAAAUGAAAGAAAAGAUGAAACAGAGAUCAAAAUCCACUCACAGUCAUUUAGAGGAAGUGAGUCCACCAAAUAUUUUACAUUCCUCACAACUAUUUCCAUUUUCAUCGACAACGACAUCAUUGAGUGGUCAUGACAAGAUUCAAAAUGCAACGACAAGCACUUUUUCACCAAUGAAUUCCACAGCUCAACCACUCCAUUCGAAUCAUCAUUUAGAGACACAAGUUGCUUCUCCUUCUUCACCUAUUCCGUCAUCUCCAAAUAAGGAAGAAAAUAUUCAUCGACCACAACCUUCCAUAUUGUCACAACAGCAUUUACAGUCCAAACAAACACAACAACUUUCUCAAGAAUGGGUCCUUUUCCAUCAACUCAAUACGCAUCACAAAUCUUCAAGCAAGUUGGAACAACGAAUGACCAUUUUAUUGGAACAAUUAAAUAUUGAUGUGGUGUUCAAUUUACGAGAAAUAUUUUCAAGAUUUAAAACAACAAAAGAAUUUAGGGAUUGGGUGAAGAAAAUGAAGAAAUCCUUGUCAUUGAAUGUAAAAUCUCUCGUUUGUCCGUUUUGCGCGAUUUGGAAUUGA